UCACUCAUUUGCUUAUUUCACAUGUUGUGAUUUAUGUACUUGCGUGUAAUGUAAUUUUUACUUUUUAGGUACUACUUACUAUACAUACUUAUUUAUACUCUUUGGGUUCUACUGUUUGCAGAAUUUUUGUGCUAGAGAAUACAAGCCACAUAUAAAGAUGUCCAGUAGAAAUGUACGCAAAGUAUUUGGUGAUAAUCGUCUGCCAGAGCCCUGUGAUGAUUCUGAUGAUGAUUAUGAACCCCUAUAUGCAAAGAAUACAGCUUCUAAGUUCACUUAUGAAGGGCUUGAGUUGAGCUCUCACUCUGAAAAAGAGCAGGAGCCCUCAGAAUCGGAAUCAGUUGAAGAGGUUGAACCCCAGCCGGAAACAAGCAAGAAGAAAAAUAAACGAAAAAAGAAAAAACAAAAGAAGGCUAAAGAGGCAGUUAAAAAUGAAGAUGGAGAGGAUGAAAUAGACAAGUCCCUAAAGGAAAUCAAUGCGUUGAUGGGCGCUCCGCCGACCGCCGCGCCGGCCGCGUCGCAGCCGCUGCCGCCGCAGGUGCUCAUCCCCGACGUGUUGCUGGUGCAGCAGAAACACUUGAAUGUCGCCAAUGAAAUGAAAAAAAUGUUCGGAGCUGAACGUACUGAGGAAAGAAACAAACGGGGUAACCGUCAGGCACAACUCCGAAUUCAAAAGAAAACUAUCAUUGUACCAUCAGUCGAAUACACAGCCGAUUUCAAGAAAUUUGGGCUAUCUAUGUCGAUGACGCGCAACGAGGACGGGUGCGCGCACUUCACGUUCGACCACAGCAAGGAGUACCGGCACAUGCACCAGCGGCUGCUGCACCUGGCCUCCGUGGGCCGCCGCCAGGGCUGGCCGCAGGCCGCCAUCGAGGAGGCGCAGCGCCAUAUGCACGUCGAAGCCAUGCUUGAGAGUGCAGACAUGUUGUUCCAAAUAGAAGAAUACACCGCAGCCAACACCCUGGUCGAGCGCGCUAUAGCCUACAUGCAGUAUGUUGCUCAUCCCUCAUUUCAGCUAGCAGAUCCCAGAACGCGGCUGCUAUACACAUAUAUGGAAAACAGGACAUUCCAUGUCGCUGUAUUAAAAUAUAUCCACUUGCUGACAAAUCGAGCUUGCCACCGCACUGCUUUAGAACUAGCUAAACUGCUACUGAAUCUCGACCCCUCGGACCCGUUAGCGGUGUUGCUGGUCAUCGACACGCUGGCGCUCCGGGCGCGCGAGCAUCAGUGGCUGAUCGACGCCGUCGACCACUGGGCCAAGGAGAGGGAUGCCGGGUUCCUCUUUAGCAUACAGUACUCGUAUGCUAUGGCGCAUUUCCAUGUUGCUACUAAAAAUAAAGAGGACACGAGCAAGGCGGAUGAGCUGCUGCAAGCAGCCAUGCUGCGGUUCCCGGCGGUGGUGCUGCGGCUGCUGGAGUGCGCGUCCGUGCCGCCCGGCGCGCGCCUGCAGGCCUGCGCGCUCUUCACGUGCAUAGCCGAAACCAAAAUCACGAAGAAUCUAAAGGAGUUGAUACUGUUGUAUGCGAAACUGACAUGGUCCAAGUGGCGCGAGCCGGCCGUGUUCGACUGGCUGCAGCGCAACGCCAACGAGCUCUCCGAGAAAUACGACCGGGACCCCGCCACGCAGGAGCGAGCCAAGGCGCUGGCCAACGAGCAGCUGAACCUGUUCCGGAGCUGGCCCGACGAGGUCAUCCGCCAUCUGUGCGUCAUCAAACCCAUGGCCAACCUCCUCGUUGACGGGGCGGUGCCGCAAGUGACGAACCUGGUGUCGGCGGACCCGUCGCCGCCGCUGCACGGCAUCAACCGCUACGGCUACACGUUCGGGCCGCCGGCCGCCAGCUCGGCGCACUCCGACCUGCGCCUACUGUUCGCCGCCCUGCUGCCCACGUACGCUGACUUCGCGCCGCAGCACCCGGAGAUUGACGAGAACAAGGAAGCUGGCGACGAAGGACAUGGAGAAAACGACGUAGUAGAUGCAGGGAUCAAGUUGUCUUCGGCUGUAGUACAUUGUUCGAUGGGAGCCCGCCUGCUCAGCUCCGCAUCGCCGCUGGUUCGCAUGCUGUGGCACCCAGCAGCGGCUCCAGGUGCGCCCCGACGAUCGCCCUCGGGAAGCGGCACUUCUGCGGCUGUAACAAAUUGUUCGAUGGGAGCCCGCCUGCUCAACUCCGCAUCGCCGUUGGAUCGCAUGCUGUGGCAUCCAGAAACGGCUCCAGAUGCGCCCCGACGAUUGCCCUCAGGUAGCGGCCCCGAACCUAUUCUUUCUCUCUACCUGAGGAACGUCCUGUGCCUCCACGAAAAUGCCGCCACAGUGGUGUAUCAUAUAUUCAUAAUGAUGUGUUAUACUAUGCCAUUUGUAGGAGCUAUUUUAGCAGAUAACUUCCUAGGAAGAUACAAAGUAAUACUUUACUUCUCCAUCAUUUAUUUCUUCGGUACCGCACUCACAUGUUGUUCAUCUAUACCUCUGCUCAAGCUACCAGCUACUACGACGUCCAUGAUUGGCCUCGCGCUGAUUGCUACGGGCACGGGCUGCGUGAAGCCCUGUGUUGCGGCCUUCGGUGGGGAGCAGUUCCGGCUGCCCGAAGAGGAGCGUCUGCUGCAGCGGUUCUUCUCGACGUUCUACUGCACCGUGAACCUGGGCGGGUUCAUCGGUAUGGUGCUGACGCCGGCGCUGCGCCGCGGCGUCAUGUGCUUCGGCGAUGACACCUGCUACGCGCUCGGCUUCGGCUUCCCCACCCUCCUCGUGUUUCUCUCUAUCUUUAUCUUUGCCGCGGGAAGAGGCUGGUACAGAAUAAAACAGCCCCGCGAAAACGUAACAUUGAAAUUCGUCUCGUGCGCGUGGUAUGCCGCGAAGAUGCGAUUUCGAGAGGCCGGUGCGCCGCCCGCACAUUGGCUUGACUAUUCUAUAAACAAGUAUGGAAGCAAGCUUGUCGCGGACAUGAAGAUAGUCUUCUCUAUCUUGUAUUUGUACCUGCCAGUGCCCAUCUUUUGGUCUCUAUUUGAUCAACAGGGUUCUCGCUGGACGUUCCAAGCGUCACGCCUGCGCGGCGAGUUGUUCGGGGUGACGCUGAUGCCGGACCAGCUGCAGGUGCUGAACCCGGCGCUGGUGCUGCUGCUCAUCCCCGCGUGCCCCGGCGGCGCGUGCCCGCUGCUGCCCGACAUGCCGCCGCUCACCAAGAUGUUCGUUGGCGGCAUGCUGGCCUCCAUGGCUUUCUUUGCGGCCGGCAUACUCCAAGUGGGCAUCGAGCGCUCGACGCUGCAGGCGCCGGGGCGGCACCAGUCGGGGCUAGUGGUGCUGAGCACGCUGAGGUGUCCGGUGGAGCUGACGGUCCGCGACGCGGUGGGCGUGCUGCUGCCGGCGCGAGGCAGCGCGCUGCUGGCGCCGCUGCCGCACGCGGAGCUCGCGUUGCACGCCGCCUGUCCGCGCUCCUGCGACGGCCGCCACAUGCGCCGGCACGAACUCACCACUAGCAUCAAAACUGUUGCAGGACUUUUCAUGCCAGUCGUGAUUGGACAAGAUUCAGAUGACCACAUAUCGUUUCAUUUUAUGGACCCUAAUGCAUUCUCCAAAUCAAUAUCUGGGAAACCUAAACUUAAAGUGUUAUAUGUGGGUGAGACGGCGCCGAAUAAGAACGUGUCUAUAUCGAUUGAGUCCGACAAGCAGUUGAUGGACAUCUAUUACGUGUCCGACUCACCCAUCAACAAUAUCAGCGAGUCGGCGUACAUGCAUCUGGUGCCGGGCAGGUACAGAUGGGGCGCGGAGCACGCGGGCGGGCAGCUGGGCGCGGGCGCGGGCACGCUGCACGCGGGCGGGGUGUACGUGCUGAGCGCGCGCGCGCGCCGCGGCCGCCUCGACAGCGUGCAGCUGCACGCGCCCAACCCGCCCAACGAGCUGCACCUCGCUUGGCUGCUGCCCCAGUACCUGCUUAUCUCCUGCGCCGAGAUCUUGUUCGCUGUCUCCGGGCUGGAGUUUUCAUUCACACAGGCACCGAAGAGCAUGAAAACGAUAACUAUAGCGGCUUGGUACAUGUCGGUGGCCGUGGGUAAUUUUAUCGUUAUACUGGUGGCUCAAGCUAAAAUAUUUGAAUCCAGGGCUACCGAGUUCUUCGUAUACGCUACCAUCCUGGCGAUAGCGAUGCUCGGCUUCCUCAAGAUGGCGCAGGGCUACCAGCCCCGUAGCAUCGACGACGAUGACUACUCGUCGGCUGAGAGUAUCCCACUGUUACUUGGGUUGUCUAAGGUGAUAUCAGUGCGUUCGGCAGCCACGUCGAGCACGUUCACCGGCGCGACGGGCGCGACGAGCGCGGCGUCGUGCCUGGGGCGCAUGGAGCGCGCGCGGUCCGGGGCCUGGCCGUCGCGCGCGCGCGUGCACCUCGCCACGCCCACCGACAGCGACGCGCCUGCUACCACGCUGGCUAAGAAUUAACUGACUUCAGGCCUUCGUCGAUCUGGGUUUUUAUUUUUUAUUGUUGAUAUUCGAGCAAGUGACGUAGAGAAACGUAAAGAAAAUAAAAGUCAGAUCAGAUUACCAUUUACCUAUACAUGUAAGUAGAUAGAUAAGGUCUUUCAGCAAAAUAAAAAAUGUACC
This is a messenger RNA of Cydia splendana, 4582 nucleotides long. RefSeq lists its product as uncharacterized. Gene Ontology annotation, biological process: oligopeptide transport; transmembrane transport. The transcript is spliced from 27 exons. The coding region runs from base 158 to 4420 and encodes 1420 amino acids. Gene Ontology annotation, cellular component: membrane; RQC complex. The record is from RefSeq and is a predicted model, not a curated record. NCBI's taxonomy places the organism in Eukaryota, Metazoa, Arthropoda, Insecta, Lepidoptera, Tortricidae. Gene Ontology annotation, molecular function: transmembrane transporter activity.